Molecule: messenger RNA, 2012 nt
Organism: Dipodomys spectabilis (banner-tailed kangaroo rat)
Lineage: Eukaryota; Metazoa; Chordata; Mammalia; Rodentia; Heteromyidae
Gene: Nefl
Product: neurofilament light chain
Exons: 4
Coding region: 78-1709 (543 amino acids)
Biological process (GO): neurofilament bundle assembly
Cellular component (GO): cytoplasm; axon; intermediate filament
Molecular function (GO): structural constituent of postsynaptic intermediate filament cytoskeleton
Source: RefSeq, a predicted model, not a curated record
CUGCCUUCUCUCUCUCUUUCUCUCUAGGCCUCCAUCCCGGCCGGGGGCGGGCCGGGGGGCGCACGGCCGCCGCCACCAUGAGUUCCUUCAGCUAUGAGCCGUAUUACUCGACCUCGUACAAGCGGCGCUACGUGGAGACGCCCCGGGUCCACAUCUCCAGCGUGCGCAGCGGCUACAGCACGGCGCGCUCCGCUUACUCCAGCUACUCGGCGCCCGUGUCCUCCUCGCUGUCCGUGCGCCGCAGCUACUCCUCCAGCUCCGGGUCGCUGCUGCCCAGCCUGGAGAACCUCGACCUGAGUCAGGUGGCGGCCAUCAGCAACGACCUCAAGUCCAUCCGCACGCAGGAGAAGGCGCAGCUGCAGGACCUCAACGACCGCUUCGCCAGCUUCAUCGAGCGCGUGCACGAGCUGGAGCAGCAGAAUAAGGUGCUGGAGGCCGAGCUGCUGGUGCUGCGCCAGAAGCACUCGGAGCCGUCCCGCUUCCGGGCGCUGUACGAGCAGGAGAUCCGCGACCUGCGCCUGGCGGCCGAGGACGCCACGACCGAGAAGCAGGCGCUGCAGGGCGAGCGCGAGGGGCUGGAGGAGACGCUGCGCACGCUGCAGGCGCGCUACGAGGAGGAGGUGCUGAGCCGCGAGGACGCCGAGGGCCGCCUGAUGGAGGCGCGCAAGGGCGCCGACGAGGCCGCGCUGGCGCGCGCCGAGCUGGAGAAGCGCAUCGACAGCCUGAUGGACGAGAUCGCCUUCCUGAAGAAGGUGCACGAGGAGGAGAUCGCCGAGCUGCAGGCCCAGAUCCAGUACGCGCAGAUCUCCGUGGAGAUGGACGUGUCCUCCAAGCCCGACCUCUCCGCCGCGCUCAAGGACAUCCGCGCGCAGUACGAGAAGCUGGCCGCCAAGAACAUGCAGAACGCCGAGGAGUGGUUCAAGAGCCGCUUCACCGUGCUCACCGAGAGCGCCGCCAAGAACACCGACGCCGUGCGCGCCGCCAAGGACGAGGUGUCCGAGAGCCGCCGCCUGCUCAAGGCCAAGACCCUGGAGAUCGAGGCCUGCCGGGGCAUGAACGAGGCGCUGGAGAAGCAGCUCCAGGAGCUGGAGGACAAGCAGAACGCCGACAUCAGCGCCAUGCAGGACACCAUCAACAAAUUGGAAAAUGAGCUGAGGACCACAAAGAGUGAAAUGGCAAGAUACCUGAAAGAAUAUCAGGACCUCCUGAAUGUGAAGAUGGCCCUGGACAUUGAGAUCGCAGCUUACAGGAAACUCUUGGAAGGUGAAGAGACCCGGCUCAGCUUUACGAGCAUGGGCAGCCUCUCCAGUAGCUACUCCCAGAGCUCUCAGCUCUUCGGCCGAUCUACCUAUGGCGGUCUGCAGACCAGCUCCUACCUGAUGUCCGCCCGCUCCUUCCCCUCCUACUACACCAGCCAUGUCCAGGAAGAGCAGAUCGAGGUGGAGGAGACCAUUGAGGCCACCAAAGCUGAGGAAGCCAAGGAUGAGCCCCCCUCCGAAGGGGAAGCCGAGGAGGAGGAGAAGGAGAAGGAAGAAGCUGAGGAAGAGGAGGGAGGGGAAGAGGAAGAAGCCAAGGAAGAAUCUGAAGAUGCAAAGGAGGAAGAAGAAGGAGGAGGUGAUGGCGAGGAAGAAGACACCAAAGAAUCCGAAGAGGAUGAGAAGAAAGAGGAAGGUGCUGGAGAGGAGCAAGCAACAAAGAAGAAAGAUUGAGCCCCACCCCCACCCCUACCCCCCACUUUCCUUAACUAUUCCCAGAGUAAUUCUCCCCAAAUCAGGUCAACCUCAUCACCAACCAGCCAGUUGAGUUGCAGAUCCUAUGUGAAUUACGAAGUCACUACAUGUAUAAUUCUGAGAUGAUUAGGUUGGACAUUCAGUGUUGUGCUAUGAAUUUUUCUCCUUAUGCAGAGUAUCUGUUAGCUUGCAGAGUGGCUUUCUGGCUGCCGCCAGCCUAUGCAUGGUUCACGCUUAUGAGUUCAGGAUCUUUGGCAAUGAGAAUCAUUCAGAUGUUUACAA